GCGGGAAACAGCAUAGUGGGUGCGGGGUCGCUCGGCUCCCUCAGUCAGGCGGUGGAGCGAGGUUCGAAAAUGGCGGUGCAGCCGAAAGAGACGCUGCAGCUGGAGAGCGCGGCCGAGGCCGGCUUCGUCCGCUUCUUCCAGGGCAUGCCGGAAAAACCGACCACCACGGUGCGCCUCUUCGACCGGGGCGACUUCUACACCACGCACGGCGAGGACGCGCUGCUGGCCGCUCGGGAGGUGUUCAAGACCCAGGGCGUGAUUAAGUACAUGGGGCCGGCAGGAGCAAAGAAUCUGCAGAGUGUUGUGCUUAGUAAAAUGAAUUUUGAGUCUUUUGUAAAAGAUCUCCUUCUGGUUCGUCAGUACAGAGUUGAAGUUUAUAAGAAUAGAGCUGGAAAUAAGGCAUCCAAGGAGAAUGAUUGGUAUUUGGCAUUUAAGGCUUCUCCUGGCAAUCUAUCUCAGUUUGAAGACAUUCUCUUUGGUAACAAUGAUAUGUCAGCUUCCAUUGGUGUUGUGGGUGUUAAAAUGUCCACAGUUGAUGGCCAGAGGCAGGUUGGAGUUGGGUAUGUGGAUUCCAUACAAAGGAAGCUAGGACUGUGUGAGUUCCCUGACAAUGAUCAGUUCUCCAAUCUUGAGGCUCUCCUGAUUCAGAUUGGACCAAAGGAAUGUGUUUUACCAGGAGGAGAGACUGCUGGAGACAUGGGGAAACUGAGGCAGGUUAUUCAGAGAGGAGGAAUUCUGAUCACAGAAAGAAAAAAGGCUGACUUUUCCACAAAAGACAUUUAUCAGGACCUCAACCGAUUGUUGAAAGGUAAAAAGGGAGAACAGAUGAAUAGUACUGUGUUGCCCGAAAUGGAGAAUCAGGUUGCGGUUUCAUCAUUGUCUGCAGUAAUCAAGUUUUUAGAACUCUUAUCAGAUGAUUCAAAUUUUGGACAGUUUGAACUGACUACUUUUGACUUCAGCCAGUACAUGAGACUGGAUAUGGCAGCUGUCAAAGCCCUAAACCUUUUCCAGGGUUCUGUUGAAGAUACCAGUGGCUCUCAGUCUUUGGCUGCAUUGCUGAAUAAAUGCAAAACCCCUCAAGGACAGAGACUAGUUAACCAGUGGAUUAAGCAGCCUCUCAUGGAUAAGAACAGAAUAGAAGAGAGAUUAAAUUUAGUGGAAGCUUUUGUAGAAGAUGCAGAGUUGAGGCAGAGUUUACAAGAAGAUUUACUUCGUCGCUUCCCAGAUCUUAACCGACUUGCUAAGAAAUUUCAAAGACAAGCAGCAAACUUACAAGAUUGUUACCGACUCUAUCAGGGUAUAAAUCAACUCCCUAAUGUUAUACAGGCUCUGGAAAAAUAUGAAGGAAAACACCAGACAUUAUUGUUGGCAGUUUUUGUGACUCCUCUUAUUGAUCUUCGUUCUGAUUUCUCCAAGUUUCAGGAAAUGAUAGAAACAACCUUAGAUAUGGACCAGGUGGAAAACCAUGAAUUCCUUGUUAAACCUUCAUUUGAUCCUAAUCUGAGUGAAUUAAGAGAAAUAAUGAAUGAUUUGGAAAAGAAGAUGCAGUCAACAUUAGUAAGUGCCGCCAGAGAUCUCGGCUUGGAGCCUGGCAAACAGAUUAAACUGGAUUCCAGUGCACAGUUUGGAUAUUACUUUCGUGUAACGUGUAAGGAAGAAAAAGUCCUUCGUAACAAUAAAAACUUUAGUACAGUAGAUAUCCAGAAGAAUGGUGUUAAAUUUACCAACAGCAAAUUGACUUCUUUCAAUGAAGAAUAUACCAAAAAUAAAACCGAGUAUGAAGAAGCCCAGGAUGCCAUUGUUAAAGAAAUUGUCAAUAUAUCUUCAGGGUAUGUAGAACCAAUGCAAACACUCAAUGAUGUGUUAGCACAGCUAGAUGCUGUUGUCAGCUUUGCUCAUGCGUCAAAUGGAGCACCUGUUCCGUAUGUACGACCAGUCAUUUUGGAGAAAGGACAAGGAAGAAUUAUAUUGAAAGCAUCCAGACAUGCUUGUGUUGAAGUUCAAGAUGAAGUUGCAUUUAUUCCUAAUGAUGUAUACUUUGAAAAAGAUAAGCAGAUGUUCCACAUCAUUACUGGCCCCAAUAUGGGAGGCAAAUCAACAUAUAUUCGCCAAACUGGGGUGAUAGUACUCAUGGCCCAAAUUGGGUGUUUUGUGCCCUGUGAGUCAGCAGAAGUGUCAAUUGUGGACUGUAUCUUGGCCCGGGUAGGGGCUGGUGACAGUCAAUUGAAAGGAGUCUCUACAUUCAUGGCUGAAAUGUUGGAAACUGCUUCUAUCCUUAGGGUGAUUGGUGUCUGUGAUCAAAGUUUUGGGAUUCAUGUUGCAGAGCUUGCUAAUUUCCCUAGACACGUAAUAGAGUGUGCUAAACAAAAAGCCCUGGAACUUGAGGAGUUUCAGAAUAUUGGAGAAUCACAAGGAUAUGAUGAAAUGGAACCAGCAGCAAAGAAGUGCUAUCUGGAAAGAGAGCAAUCAGUGCCUCCUGUUCUCUCUGAGGAGCAGUGGGAAGCUUUUGCCUUUCAUGUGACACAGCAGUUUUCCCUCCUCCCUGAAGAACUGUGUUUCGUGGUGUCAGACAGCAUGAAGAACAUGAGCAAAUUCAACGUAUGUCAGCAUAUGUUUGCUUUGGUGUGUAGUUUGUCCAAACCAAAGUGCCCACACGCAUCUCUCAUCCGGCCACGGAGGCGAUUCAGCAGUGGCGAGAACCAUAUGGAGGUGACGGAUGUUGGAGCUUUGAAUGGACUGCCCCGGUCUUAUUUCUGGAUUUGGUGA
Propithecus coquereli (Coquerel's sifaka) is the source of this 2766-nucleotide messenger RNA. RefSeq names its product mutS homolog 2 (gene MSH2). The transcript has 16 exons. NCBI's taxonomy places the organism in Eukaryota, Metazoa, Chordata, Mammalia, Primates, Indriidae. The record is from RefSeq and is a predicted model, not a curated record. Gene Ontology annotation, cellular component: MutSalpha complex; nucleus. Bases 70 to 2766 code for a protein of 898 amino acids. Gene Ontology annotation, molecular function: ATP binding; ATP-dependent DNA damage sensor activity; mismatched DNA binding. Gene Ontology annotation, biological process: somatic recombination of immunoglobulin genes involved in immune response; mismatch repair; mitotic recombination.